UUUAAAGGAAGUCAAAUCGAGCAAUUUGGCACGUAGGCUUUAUCAGAAAUGGAAAAGUGGACGGAUGUCGGGCCGCUCCUGCAAGCGGCCCGAGCGGAUAUGAAGGUGGGACAAUUACUGGCAGGCGAGGCGUUUAGCCUUUUCGAGGCUAUGUCUGCGCUCGAGGCGGGCAACCCAAAGAUGGAUGCGGCGGCAUCGCCGGUUGCCGACCAGCCAAACCUGGAAACGCUCCUAGCCGAUCCCACAGCGGCCCCCUGGGAUCUCCCAACCCCAACACUCCUGGCGGUGCUUGAUCAGCUGCUUGCCAUGGAGGCCAGCUGGCACUGUGGUGGCAGCGCCAUGCAGACGGUGUACGCAUGCUUGUACAUGCUCAAGCUGAACCGGGUCCAGGAGUACAACACCCCAGCUGCUAGGGCCUUGUACGCCUACUGCCGUACACUUCAGCACGACUGCGCUGCAAUCCGAGACGUCGUCCUCUGCGGUGGUGUGUGCGAGGAGGAGGACAUCAACAUCUUCACCGCCGGCAUUCCCUUCGAGCCGCCCGUUGCGGGGCCCGAUGCCGCCCUCGACGCCCUGGAAGCCGCCAUAGCCCAGGCAACCGCCACUUCAGCAGCAGCUGCUGCUGCCCCUGCUAACGGCGACGGCGCCAGCAGCAGCUCCUCCUCCUCCUCCGAAACCACUGCUGCUGCUGCUGCUGCUGCUGGCAGCGAGCAGGAGCCGUUGGGUGCGCAGGUUGGCUGGCGGCUGCAGCUGCGGCGGGCCGUUCAUCUGGGCUUGCGGGCGGCCAUAGCGGCGGAGCCCAAGGCUGUGUACCGCGCCGCCUCGCACUUUGCCGAGGCUCGACAGCUACUGGGCUGCAUCCGUCAGUCCUCCGCCUCGGCUUCAAAGUCUGCCGCCCCCUCCUCAUCUACAUCCGCCUCCGCAUCAGCUCCCGCACCCGCCUCGGCUGCCGCUGCUGCUGCUCCCGCUCUCGCACCGGGGUUCCACCUGAAUGUGAAUCGGCACCUGCUGGGCCCUGCGCCGCCGCGGCAAGUGCAGGUCAAGUCGUUGGACGAGGCUUUGUCGUACAUGGAGCAGUUGAUGGACCACUUGCAGAUGGCGGUUACGGUUUCGGAGCAUGUGUUCAACUAUCGCUCGCUGCAGCUCUACUUGUGGCGCUUCGCCCGCAUGCGCCCCAGCUCCGUGGCUCGCUCGCUGCUGCACUCACUGCUGUUGCCGGAGAGGUGGCAGCCGAACCCGAAUGCAGCCCAGCAGCAGCAGCAGCAGGCAGCUGCACCGGCAGAAAGCAGCAGCAGCAGCAGCGCCAACAACAACAACGACACUAACCCCACCGCCGACAGCAGCCCCAGCUCCAACAACGAUGUGAAAGCCUCCGGCGGAUCAGGCGGUCGUGGCAAGGGUGGCAAGAAGAGCGGUGGCGGCCGGAGCGGCAGCAGCAGCAACAACAACAACAGGGCUGGCCAACAACAGUCUGGUGCUACCUCCUCCUCCUCCACACCCCAGCAGCAGCAGCAGCAGCCCGCAAGGACCACCCCAGCAUGGGUUCCCUCCAAGGAAAUGAUUGCAGAAGCCUGCCAGGUGCCGUACAAGGCAGGGUUGCCGGAGGAUUUGGAGCUCUUCUUUGAGCAGGCCACCAUUGCGGUUUCCAACGUCUGCCAGGCUCUCCUCAUGAAUCGCUGCCGCUGCCGGCGGCGGCUGCGGCGCUGUUUGGACGACUGGCUCAACAUGACACACCACGCGGCCAACGCGGAGGAGACUCCCGGGCUGCGGGAGCUCUGCAGGACGGCGGGCUGGAGGCGGGGGCGGCCGCAGCCGGGAGUGAGGGAGGAGGAGCUGGGUCCGCUGAGCAUGUGGGUGGAGUACUCCACCUGCUCCGCCAUGCUGCACCACCUGCUGCAGGGCUUCGAGCUGGAGGUGUACGAGCCGCUGGAGUACGACAUGAUUUACUGGUACGCCGACUACCUGUGCACAUGCAUGAUUAACGCCUUCUCCGCGAUCAUGGAGCGCUGCCCGCUGCCACAGCCGCCCAAGCUACCCAGCCCAGCCGCCCAGGCCGCAUCCGGUCCUGCAGGUGGCAGGGGGUUGGGGCGUGGCGGGCUGGGCGGCAGGGGGCCCAAGGGUGCGGGCGCUGCGGCUGCUGCUGCGGAGGCGGAGGCAGCUCGGGCGGCUGCGGUGGCGCGGUUUGAGAAGGAGCAGCAACUGUUGCGGUACGACAUCCUGGAGGUGGAGGCGCUCCAGCGGCUGUGUCAGGGCAUGCUGCGGCUCAUGGCGGGACUGCGGCUGGCCGGUUCAGUUCCCGAGCCCCGCACGCCGCUGCCCUUCAACUCCAAAGCACAGCGCUUCGACCAGCGCUUCGCCUCGUUCGGGGCGCUGCUGCGGCCGCCUCCCCUGUCGUACGAUGACUACCUCACCUCCAUGGACCCGGGCAGGAGCGAUGCGGCGCAGCUGCUGUCACUGGCCACUGCCUCCUUCAAGGAUGGUCGAGCCCGCUGCGCUGCACUCAAGGCCUUCGCGCCGUACCCUGAUCUGGCGGAGGGCUGGGUGCGGGGGCUGGAGCGGGUGGCGGGGGUGAACGCGGUGGUGGCGGGUGUGCUAGCGCACAAGCUGGGGAGCAGCAGCGGGGGGGAGGCAGCGGCGGCGGCGGCAGGGCAGCAGCAGCAGGUCAGCUGGCUCUGCGACUGGGCCCAGCACGCCUACUUCCCGGGCAUCACUCUGCCCAAGCCGACACCGGCGGCAGUACCAGCCCCUGCUGCAGCCGCGACCACCGCCGCAGCCGGCUCCUCUUAGAGGCCGGCCCACGGAGCCAACCUGGGCGGUGUGUGUGUCUUCUGACAGGCCAGCCGAGGAGGGCUGUUGGUGCACUGUGAAGGGUGAGGGAAGGAGGCGAAGGCAUAUGCAUGGCGGCUGGCCGGGCGCUUGAGCCGCGACCCUGCAUGAUGCCUGGUUAUGUACGCCGCUGUGCGGGGAUAGGAGGGGGAGUUCGCCCUGCUAGCAGGGUAGGUACGCGUGAGGGGCGGGGUGGGUAUGGUAUGCGAGGGUGUGUGGAACGUUAGGCGGUAUUAUGACUGGGGUAAAUGUGCCUAAAUGAAGAAUGAGCUGGGUUUGGGGCUAAUGGGGCUUAUGGUGAGCAGUGGGUCGAGGUGGGCAGCGAGGGCAGCAGGGCCGGUCGGAGGUCAUUUGGUGGGUGCUGUGCAGGGCGCGUUCAGCGGCGCAGCGGUAUGUGGUUCAAUGCGGCGGAGGGCGAGGACGAGCCGGGGAACAAGGGGAGGAGGUGACGUUACUGUGGUUUGUUUGGUUCCUUUGCUGUACCGGCGAGGUCGGACAUGGCAACUCAUGAGGUUGGGCUGCGGUGCCUACCACAAUCGGGC
Astrephomene gubernaculifera is the source of this 3368-nucleotide messenger RNA. NCBI's taxonomy places the organism in Eukaryota, Viridiplantae, Chlorophyta, Chlorophyceae, Chlamydomonadales, Astrephomenaceae. The record is from the annotation of a GenBank genome assembly.